Molecule: messenger RNA, 399 nt
Organism: Dentiscutata erythropus
Lineage: Eukaryota; Fungi; Glomeromycota; Glomeromycetes; Diversisporales; Gigasporaceae
Source: the annotation of a GenBank genome assembly
AUGUCUAGCCUUAGCUUACCCGCUUCUUUAACUUUUGAUCCCACUUCUCCAAUUUCUAGCCCUGCUUCUUCAGAGGUUCUUGAUCCUGUUUCUUCAGAAAUUCCCGAUUUUAUUUCUCCAAUUCCUGAUCUUUCAGAUGAAAAUAUCUAUGAAAGUUACUCAGAAAAUGAUACUAUUAAUAAUGUUAUUAAAAACAAUAACACAAAAAAUUCAAAAAAAAGAACAGCACCGAUUCAUGAUUAUUUAAAUGAACUUGACGAUGGUACCCGUGUUUGUGAUGUAUGUUCUAACAUUCCUGACAUUAAAAAGCCCAGUAAAUGGGCUCCAGGUACAUCUUUAUCAAUGAUAUCACGCCAUUUUGAAAGUAAGCAUCCAAGCCUUUAUAGAGAUUUUAAAUGA